Messenger RNA from Poeciliopsis prolifica (blackstripe livebearer), 2596 nucleotides. RefSeq names its product fascin actin-bundling protein 2b, retinal (gene fscn2b). The record is from RefSeq and is a predicted model, not a curated record. Gene Ontology annotation, cellular component: actin cytoskeleton; cytoplasm. The transcript has 7 exons. Bases 844 to 2316 code for a protein of 490 amino acids. Gene Ontology annotation, biological process: cell migration; establishment or maintenance of cell polarity; actin filament bundle assembly. Lineage: Eukaryota; Metazoa; Chordata; Actinopteri; Cyprinodontiformes; Poeciliidae. Gene Ontology annotation, molecular function: actin filament binding; protein-macromolecule adaptor activity.
GGUGAAGAAAAAGAGAAAGGCAGUAUUAGAUACCUUGCAGGUUUGAGAAAGGCAGAGAGGGAAAAGAAGAGGAUGGGAAGAAAAAUCGUAAGGGAGCGGCUUAAGAUUACAAAGAAGAGCAUCGUUCAUAGCUGGCUUGAGUUGUGAUAGACAGAUUAUGCUUUUAGACGAUUGAAGCGGUCCUCCAGUUUUCUAGGGCCUCUGAGGAUGUUCUCCAUCCCUGCUUAAACUUGCUUUUCACAAUCUAGAAAUCUGAACUCCACAGAAACGUAAAGCAAAGUGUAAAGCCAGUUGAUAUGAUUGAUCCAUAGGCAAAGAACCCAAAGGGGGAAACAGACAACACCCAAGAGAAGUCAAGUCUUGGAGAACCAUAUGAUUGAGCCUUCGGGGUAAAUAACAAGUCAUGCAAGAACAGGGGUGAAGCUGUUCAGCUGGAGAGACGAGGGAAAAAGGGAUAUAGGCUUCACAAGGCGAGCUAAGCAGUCCAGAGCAAAAUUAGUCCACAGAGAAAGAGGGGCUGACACUGGACAGAAGAGAGAUCAAGGCUGACUCAAGUCUCUGCUGCCUCUAACCUGAUUAGGGAGAACAGGAGUGGUGGAGGAGCUGAGUUCGGAGACCCGAUCAGCAGAAAGUACAAGCCAGCAAGAAAAGAAGAAAAAGGAGAAGGAAUUACAAGAGGGAGCCUGACGAAAGAAGCCUUUUAAAUCUGGGAGCUGGAAUUGGAGCCGCAGGAACUGCAGAGGGGAAGCCACAAAACCGCAAUUUUAAUUUCUUAUUUCUCACUCCCAACUCUUGUCACGUGUCCUUCCUUACUCUCUGGACUUAACAUACCCAAAGGUGAAGAUGCCUGCUAACGGAAACCAUCCCUUGAAGUUACAGUUUGGUCUUAUCAAUCACGAGGGUCGUUACCUCACUGCAGAAAACUUUGGUUUCAAGCUGAAUGCGUCAGCUCCAAGUCUAAAGAAGAAACAGAUAUGGACUCUAGAGCAAGACUCCCAGGAGACCCAAGUUGUGUAUUUACGUAGUCAUCUGGGACGCUACUUGGCUUCUGACAAGGAUGGUAAAGUCACCUGUGAGGCAGAUGGCCAUAACUCCGACUGCCGCUUCCUCAUCGUACCGCAGUCAGACGGCCGCUGGGCCCUCCAGUCUGAGCAAUACCUCCGCUUCUUCGGUGGCUCUCGGGACUACCUGUCUUGCUUCGCUCAGAUAAUCACAGAUGCCGAGCUUUGGGCAAUGCACCUGGCUCUGCAUCCGCAAGCUAACCUGCUGUCUGUCGCCCGUAAGCGCUAUGCCCACCUCUCCACGGAGGACGGAGAAAUCGCCGUGGACAGGAACAUUCCAUGGGGUGUUGAGGCACUCCUGACUCUCGUCUACCUGGAUGGAAAGUACUGCUUAAAGACCUGCGACAGCCGCUUCCUGAGCAGCGAUGGGAAGCUGCUGACAGAGAAUGGGAGGGCCACAGCAUACACACUGGAGCUGAAGUGUGGGAAGCUUGCCUUUAAAGACUGUGAGGGAAAGUAUUUGUCUCCCAUGGGCCCCACAGGGACCCUGAGGUCAGGACGAUGCUCCAAGCCAGGCAAAGAUGAACUGUUUGACUUGGAGGAGAGCCACCCUCAAGUGGUUUUGAUAGCAGCUAAUGGCCGUUAUGUCUCCAACAGACAAGGAGUUAGCCUCGCCGCUAAGCAAGAAGACGAAACUGACACGGAGACGUUUCAGAUGGAGAUCGACAGGGAGACCAAGAUGUGCACCUUCCGGACCAGCCAAGGGUUCUACUGGGCCCUGGUGGCUCACGGCGGCGUCCAGAGCACCGCCACACAAGUAUCUGCAAACACCAUGUUUUCAGUGGAAUGGCUCAGCCACAAGGUGGCGAUAAAAGCGAGCAACGGCAAAUACAUCUGCACCAAGAAGAAUGGCCAGUUACUGGCAGUCAGUGACUCCAUAGGUGAGGACGAGCAGCUCACUCUGAAACUGAUCAACCGGCCCAUGCUGAUCCUGAGAGGGGACAACGGCUUCAUCUGCCACCACAGGAACUCCAACACGCUGGACGCCAGCAGAUCAGUCUACGACAUCUUCACCCUGCAGUACAGCAGCGGAGCCUAUCACAUUAAAGGUGUGGACGGGCGGUUCUGGUACGUGAACAGCGGCGGGCUGGUGUGUGCGGACGGCGAGGCUCCGGAGGAUUUCACCCUGGAGCUCCAGGAGCGCGGCCGCCUCGCCAUCAGAGGGAAAAACGGAAAAUACCUACGCGGAGACCAGGGAGGCACGCUGAAGGGAGACGGACUGAGCCUCAGCAGCUCCGCUCUGUGGGAGUUCUAGGGCGAAUCAACAGUUCUGCCAGGCUUGGAGAUUCACUGAGGAGAGAAGUCUCUAAAGUUCCCUGGUGCUGAUGAAGGGGAUGGGUGUUCAGCUGGAGAAGAGACUAUGCAGUAUAAUCAGCCAACAGAAGUAUUUUCAACAUCUGUAGCCUCAAAAUUAGCCUGAAUAAACAUUAGUUUGGUGUUUUUCUUUUAGAUUGUUUUCCAGUAGAUAACUGAUGCAAGCAGAAAUUUCAUGUCUGAAACUGUAGAAAUUAAAGGCAUUCAGUGAUAAGUGGAAA